Molecule: messenger RNA, 1510 nt
Organism: Conger conger (European conger)
Lineage: Eukaryota; Metazoa; Chordata; Actinopteri; Anguilliformes; Congridae
Gene: mrps35
Product: mitochondrial ribosomal protein S35
Exons: 8
Coding region: 40-1068 (342 amino acids)
Biological process (GO): mitochondrial translation
Cellular component (GO): mitochondrial small ribosomal subunit
Molecular function (GO): structural constituent of ribosome
Source: RefSeq, a predicted model, not a curated record
UUUUUGUCCAUACAGAGUUGCCGUAGUUGUCUCAGUUUAAUGAUGGCCGCUUCCACUGCCACUACGGCUAUUUCGUCCUUAUGCCGAAAAGGCUGUUAUUUAAGAGGAUUUCAGAUACCAAACGAUGUAUAUACGAGGGUGGCAUAUUCCAGAAGCAUGUCAAUAAACAACAAUACAAAAAGAGGUUUUCCCAGACGAGGUAACACGGGAUCUUCCAAAUCGGUACUGAGAGAGAGUGGAGAGCCACGGGCGCUUAAGAUGGCUGUAGACCAGGAUUGGACCAGUGUAUACCCAACCGCCGCUCCGUUCAAGUCCGGCUCGGUUCCGCUGUCUGUCCGUAUGGGUUAUCCGAUGAAGCGAGGCGUGCCCCCGGACAGAAAGGGCAACCUGGAGCUGAUAAAGAUUCCAAACUUUUUGCACUUAACGCCAGCAGCUAUAAAGAAACACUGUGAAGCUUUGAAACCUUUCUGCACAGAGUGGCCUCAGGCCCUGGACUCUGAUGCCAGGUGUGAGGAGCUCUUUCCCAUCCGACUGCAGACUCGAGCCUUCCUGUUCGCCGGGAUGUCCCAGCGCCAGCCCCAGGCCCGAGUGGUCAGGCUCACAGUGAAGUUGUCCAGUCUGAAUCUUGAUGACCACGCACGGAAGAAGCUGAUUAAGCUCGUGGGUGUGCGAUAUGACAAGGAGACGGACACACUCACCCUCAAUGCAGACAGGUGUCCUCUUAGGAAGCAGAACACUGACUACGCCGUGUACCUCCUCACUGUGCUGUACCACGAGUCCUGGAAGGUGGAGGUGUGGGAGCAGGAGAAGACCCGGGCGGACAUGGAGGAGUACAGCUGGGAGGACAGCCUGUCACAGCGGAACCUUCUGGACAGUCUGCGGCGCAUGCAGUGGGCGGGGCCGGGUGAGGGCGGGGCCGGGGGCGGGGCCGGGGACCGGGCGGAGCUGCUGGCCUCCCCUGAGGUCCAGGCGUAUGGAGAGUCCAUCAGCAGGAUAAAGAACAAGGGAGAGAGCGAGGGCACAGUGCUGCAGUACAGAGAGGCUGUGAAGAGACUGCUCAACCUGUGAGAACACACACACACACACACACACACACACACUCUCUCUCUCACACACACACACACUCUCUCACACACACACACACACUCUCUCACACACACACACACACUCUCUCACACACACACACACUCUCUCACACUCUCACACUCUCUCACACACACACACACACACACACUCUCUCUCUCUCUCUCACACACACACACACACACUCUCUCACACACACACACACUCUCACACACACACACACACACGCUCACUCACUCACUCACUCACUCACUCACUCACUCACUCACUCACUCACUCACUCACUCACUCACUCACACGCACUCGCACAGAAACACACAUACACACAGAAACACACACACACUCUGUAUCAAAGGUAAAUGCCAUUGAGUCUUUCGCAUCAUCUGUAUUUGUAAAAUAAAUAAAAUGUUGAAAAUGCUUCACUUCA